AUGGAGGCUUCCAGUGGCUAUGCCAGUAACGGCUACCCCAAGGCUCCGAAUGGGAAGAUUAAGGGCAAGAUUAAUGGCCAGGCUGUAACAAUCCAGCGGAGGACAACACCCAUCCGUGGGCCCUCAUUUUUCCGCCGUUCAUUCAAUAUUCUCGCGAGGAUCUUGACUUGGUACUCCCUUAUUUCGAUCCUCUUCCGCUGUCCUGCGAAUCUCGCAGCCUGCGACGAGUCUUCCCCAAAGAUUUGCAAGCCCUACUUUCAGCUGAAGCAGGCCGUAUCACCUCAUGUCGAGCCCUACUACCACACAUAUGCCGCUCCCUACGUUGAGAAGGCGGCACCCUACUACGACAUUGCCAAUGAAAGAGUCUUCGUCCCCACCAAGGCCUACGUUACCAAGUAUGGCGCCCCUCGUCUGCAGCAAGCCCAGUCCUACGGCCAGGCACAGUGGGAGAAGAACAUCCAGCCGCAACUGUCCGUCUACCAGAAGUUGGCUCAAGAGAAGUACGACCAGACUGUCGCACCUCAUGUUGCCAAGGCCUCCACCACCGUUGGCCCGUACUACGACAUCGCGCGCACAAGUGCUCUCCAGACCUAUCACGACGUUCUCUUCCCCUCGUACCAGUUCGUCCAGCCUUACGCCGCCCAGGGCUACGCCGCUGCCUCUCAAUUCACUACCGAGACGGCUGUCCCUUCUGCUUACUGGGCAUGGAACAAGACCUAUAGCUUCCUCGAUGCUACCGUUUGGCCCCAGUUCCGGGUUUUGUACAUUGAGAAUGUCGAGCCUCAGCUAGCUAGGAUUGGACAGCGUCUCGGCCGCUACAAGAACAAGACCAAGGGAUCGCUCGAAAACGUCUCCGAAAGUGGUUCUGCCAAGGCAUCUUCCUUCACUAAACCCGCCGCUUCUACCGCCUCGUCGCUUUCCUCGUCUGCUUCCUCGAUAGUUUCAUCAGCCACUGAGAAGGCAUCUACGGCCAUUGAAAGCGCUCAUAUCCCCGAUGCAUCCGAGGUGGCUCAACACGACGACUCUGAGCAGGUCCACGCGCCCCCGCCUGGCGAGAACGAUUCCGACAUUCGCAAAAUCGCCAGGGAGACGGUCGCCGAGGACCUAAGCAGCUGGCAGGCUAAGUUCGCCAAGGCAGCUGACGAGGGUGCUGCCGAAAUCGAGGACCGCGUGGAGGAGAUCUCCCAGCGCGUCAUCAAGGAGAGAGCUCACGGGCAGGGCAGAACCCUCGUUACCGAGCUCCAGACUGCUGCAAAAUCCGAGGUUGACACCCUGCAAAAGCAAAUCAUCAAGCUCGUCCAAAAGUCCACUGACGCUCCAGAGUCUGCCCAAGAGGAACUACUUGCCAGUGUCCGUAAGGCUGGCCUCAAUAUCAAGGAGAAGGCUCAAAAGAUCCGUGCCUGGAAGUCCGAGUACGAGGCUGAAAUCGAGGGCUCUGUCUCGGAGGCGGCUGAUACCCAUUUCAAGAUCCUCGAGAGCAUUCGUGACCUGGCUCUCCAGCGGAUUGGAAUGAAGUGGGCUUGGAUGGACGGCAUCACUUACAAGGAUUGGGCCAAGUACCACGAGUUGAAGGACCGCUUCGCCGAAUGGAUGAGCGACCUGAAGAAGCUCAUCAUCACUCAUCCCGGCCUGGAGCAGGCCCGAGAGGCUUCCAACGAAGUUGAAGAUUCUGGCAUGGCCGUCGCCCAAGCUGCUGCCCAAGAACUCGCGAGGCUCAAGCAGGUCGGUCUCUGGAAGCUUGCUGCGAAGGAUUCUUCCGAUAACUUUGACAGCGAGACGGCGCGUCUUGCUGCCGAGGAAGCCGAUCGCGUCCGUGAGGCUGAAGCCGCUGCUGCCACCGCCUCGGAGGCAGUCUCAACCCCCGAGGAAGACCCUCUGGAGUCAGCCCCCAGCGUGAUCGAAGAUGAGUCCCCCGCCGCCGAUGUCAGCAGCGUCGCCGGCGAAGCUGAGGAGAGCUUCAGCAGUGCCACUCCCACCGCAUCUUCCGCAGUGUCAGAAUCCGCCAGCAGCGCUACCAGCCAAGUGUCCAGCCAAGUGUCCAGCCAAGUGUCCGAUAGUUCUUCCAGUGUUGUCUCGAAGCCCGACCUGGCGUCCACUAUCAUCCCCGGCCAGGACCAGACCUACAUUGUUGAUACCGACGGAACCUCGCCCGCCGGCGAUGAUGAGAAUGCCGUGCCUGGAGAGAAGCUGGAAGAGGAGAUCAUCUCUGAAUCCGUCGAGGAUAAGCCUGUCGCCGCUGUCACCGAGUCUGUGAAGCCCGCUUUCCUAGGAGCUGCCGCUCAAUCCGUGCCCAGCAGGGCUCCCAUCUUGGACGACGAUGAAGAUACCGAAAGCGUUUCUUCCAGAGCCCAAGAGGCCUACUCCGCCGCUGUCUCCAAGGCUUCUGAGCAGUACUCGUCCGCCAGCGCCGCCAUCUCCAUCAAGAUUUAUGGCACCCCUCAACCGACGGCUGAGAAGCUGGUAGCGUCAGCAUCCGGUAUCUACGCUGCUGCCAUCGCAUCAGCCAGCGCAAAGUAUGAUGAAGCUGUCAAGGCCGCUUCAAAGGCCAUCUACGGUACCGUCGCUGCGAAACCUACUCCCUCGUAUGACUGGGCUAGCGUCAAGGCUAUCGCGAUGCAGCGUCUGAACGAGGGACGCUUGGCCGCCGAAGAGCAGUAUGAGAGCGCCAAGAUUAGGCUUGGUCUCGCCACCGCGACGCCCACCUCCACCGUCGACAAGCUUCUCGAGCAGGCCAAAUACAACUACUACGCCGGCCUCGGUGUGGCCCAUGCCCGUUACUCCGAAUUCCUGGCCGCCGCAUCAGCGGCCAUAAGCUCCGCGACUGCUACGUCAACCCCGACCAACGUUGCCGGCACUGCAUCCUCUGUUGCAUCCGUUGCCACUCGCUCGGCUGAUGCGGUAGCAUCCGGAGCGCAGAAGGAAGCUUUGGCUGUGGCUUCCGCUGUUAGCGACGGGUUUUCGGCGGCGGCAUCAAUUGUCAGCGAUUCCGUUUCCGCUGGAGUUCAAGAAGUUGUGGAUGCUGCGCAGGCCAUAGAGAAGGGUGUCUCUGACACUUGGGAGGCUGUUGUCAGCCGCGCCAGCGUUCAGAUCUACGGCAAGCCUACUCCUACCGCAUGGUACGACAACGCCUACAGUGGUGCCGGACAGUACGCGUCGCAGGCUACCGCUGCCGUCGUGGAGAGCCUCGCUGCCGCACAGGUUCAAGCCGCAAAGCAGUACGAGGACAUGAGCAAGCUUGUCUCCGAGCUUCUUGUGGGCAAGGAGCCUACCGUCUCUGAGAGCGUGCUGGCUCGCUUGCAGGCCGCCUAUUCCACCGGCAUUGCCUCAGCUGCUAGUAUUGCCAGUGCAGCAUCUGCCACUGUCUCUUCUGCCGCCUCGGCUGUGACGGACGCCGUCAAGGAAACCAUUCAGCACGUCCGCGAUGAGUUGUAA
Messenger RNA from Colletotrichum orchidophilum, 3432 nucleotides. RefSeq lists its product as uncharacterized. The coding region runs from base 1 to 3432 and encodes 1143 amino acids. The record is from RefSeq and is a predicted model, not a curated record. NCBI's taxonomy places the organism in Eukaryota, Fungi, Ascomycota, Sordariomycetes, Glomerellales, Glomerellaceae. The transcript is spliced from 3 exons. Gene Ontology annotation, biological process: protein transport.